GUUGCAGAAGAAGAAAACGCGUGAAACUUAAACGGCGCAAUUUUCUCGUAUAAAUAACGCCGUUCCAUUUUUCAUGGAAAAAAAUGAUAAAUCCAAAUCCAAAAACCCUAACGGCCUAACCCAUCGUGUAGCAACAGAGAGUUGAACUUUCAUUCCUUCGCUCUCUCUUCUUCGUUACGCAGAAAAAUGAACUUCUCCAUGGACGAUGAAGUUCGCAAGAUCUUCAGUAAGUUCGACAAAAACGGCGACGGAAAAAUCUCUAGUUCGGAGCUGAAGGAAAUGCUCAUAACGCUUGGAACCAAAACGACAUCCGAUGAAGUGAAACGCAUGAUGGAAAUGAUUGAUCAAAACGGCGACGGUUACAUUGACCUAAAAGAAUUUUCUGAUUUUCACUGCAUCGACGCCGGAAAAGACGAUGCCAACGAGCUUCGCGAUGCUUUCGAUCUCUACGAUCUCGAUAAGAACGGUCUCAUCUCGGCGAACGAACUUCAUGCUGUUUUGAUAAAACUCGGUGAGAAAUGCUCCCUCGGUGAUUGCCGGAGAAUGAUAAAAAACGUCGAUGUUGAUGGUGAUGGAAACGUUAACUUUGAAGAGUUUAAGAAGAUGAUGGCUCGCUGAACGAUCGUUUAUUUUGUUCGAAUUGAAGAUUCCGCUAAAAACCGUACGUUUUCGUUUCCACAAACUUGUUAGGGUUUGGUGAUUAAGAAGUUAAUAAUUGCCGAAUUGCACGCUAAGUAGUUGACAUUUUGUGGAAAUUCUUUAAUCUUUUCUACGCUAUGUUUGAUUUUAGGAUUUUAGGUUAGUCACGGAAGAAGUAGUAGCAGCAAGAUUAGAAGUAGAUGAGUAAUUUUCCGGUUAAAUGCUGGUAACUAGAUUAAUCCAUAGAAUUAUAGUUCUAAAUUUUUCUCUUGCAUAUUCAACUUUAAUAUUGCUGUAAAAUGAUUCAGUUGUAAUUGCAAUUCUUCACUUGCUAUGCUGUUGCGAAUACUGACGUUAAUGUUGCAAUUUAGAACUAUAUGCAUGCAAUGAUCAUCGGUGGUUGAUGUUUUUAA
Molecule: messenger RNA, 1052 nt
Organism: Cicer arietinum (chickpea)
Lineage: Eukaryota; Viridiplantae; Streptophyta; Magnoliopsida; Fabales; Fabaceae
Product: probable calcium-binding protein CML26
Molecular function (GO): calcium ion binding
Source: RefSeq, a predicted model, not a curated record